Messenger RNA from Psammomys obesus (fat sand rat), 1460 nucleotides. Its product is annotated as stromelysin-1. Gene Ontology annotation, cellular component: extracellular matrix. Gene Ontology annotation, biological process: extracellular matrix organization; proteolysis; collagen catabolic process. Lineage: Eukaryota; Metazoa; Chordata; Mammalia; Rodentia; Muridae. Gene Ontology annotation, molecular function: zinc ion binding; metalloendopeptidase activity. The coding region runs from base 1 to 1434 and encodes 477 amino acids. The record is from RefSeq and is a predicted model, not a curated record. The transcript has 10 exons.
AUGGAGAGUAUCCCGGUCCUGCUGUGGCUGUGUGUAGCGGUGUGCUCAUCUUCUCCCUUGCGUGGAAGUGCGAGGGAUGAAGACAAUGGCAUGGAGCUUCUUCAGAAAUACCUACAAAACUACUAUGGUCUUGAAAAAGAUGUGAAGCAGUUUGUUAAGAGAAAGGACACUAGUCCUGUUGUCAAAAAAAUCCAAGAAAUGCAGAAGUUCCUCGGGCUGAAGGUGACAGGGAAGCUAGACUCCGACACUAUGGAUGUGAUGAGUAGGCCCAGGUGUGGGGUUCCCGACGUUGGUGGCUUCAGUACCUUUCCAGGCUCACCAAAGUGGAGGAAAAACCACAUCACCUACAGGAUUGUGAACUACACACCGGACUUACUGAGAGAGAGUGUGGACUCUGCCAUUGAGAAAGCCUUGAAAGUGUGGGAGGGGGUGACCCCGCUGACGUUCUCCAGGAUCUCUGAAGGAGAGGCUGACAUAAUGAUCUCCUUUGUGGUUGGAGAACAUGGAGACUUUGUCCCUUUUGAUGGGCCUGGCACAGUUUUGGCUCAUGCCUAUGCACCUGGACUGGGGAUUAACGGAGAUGCUCACUUUGAUGAUGAUGAACAAUGGACAGAUGAUACCACAGGAACCAACCUAUUCCUGGUUGCUGCUCAUGAACUUGGCCACUCCCUGGGUUUGUUUCACUCAACCAAGGCUGAAGCUUUAAUGUACCCAGUCUACAAGUCCUCUACAGACCUGGCUAGCUUUCGUCUCUCUCAGGAUGAUGUGGAUGGGAUUCAGUCCCUCUACGGACCUCCCCCGGGAUCCCCUGAUGUCCCUGUUGUACCCACUGAAUCUAACUCCCUGGAACCCGAGACAUCGCUGAUGUGCAGUCCUGCUUUGUCCUUUGAUGCAGUCAGCACCUUGCGAGGAGAAAUCUUGUUUUUCAAAGACAGGCACUUUUGGCGCAAGUCUCUCAGGACCCCUGAGCCUGGCUUUCACUUGAUCUCCUUGUUCUGGCCGUCCCUCCCUUCCAACGUGGAUGCUGCCUAUGAAAUUACCUACAGAGAUACUGUUUUCAUUUUUAAAGGAAGUCAGUUCUGGGCUAUACGAGGGCACGAGGAGCAAGCUGGUUAUCCUAAAAGCAUCCACACCCUGGGUUUCCCUGCAAGCGUCAGGAAGAUCGAUGCCGCCAUUUCUGAUAAGGAGAAAAAGAAGACGUACUUUUUCGUAGAGGACAGAUACUGGAGGUUUGAUGAAAAGAAACAGUCCAUGGAGCCAGGAUUCCCCAGGAAGAUAGCUGAGGACUUUCCAGGCGUAGACUCAAAGGUGGACGCUGUCUUUGAAGCAUUUGGCUUUUUCUAUUUCUUCAGUGGAUCUUCACAGAUGGAGUUUGACCCAAAUGCAAAGAAAGUGACACAUGUGUUGAAGAGCAGCAGCUGGUUUAAUUGUUAAAGGAGAUUCAAGGAAGGCACAGUGUG